Molecule: messenger RNA, 1419 nt
Organism: Nerophis ophidion (straightnose pipefish)
Lineage: Eukaryota; Metazoa; Chordata; Actinopteri; Syngnathiformes; Syngnathidae
Product: progonadoliberin-1-like
Exons: 4
Coding region: 1109-1390 (93 amino acids)
Biological process (GO): multicellular organism development
Cellular component (GO): extracellular region
Molecular function (GO): hormone activity
Source: RefSeq, a predicted model, not a curated record
ACCUUAACCGCGGUCACGGGUGUUACCAGAAAGGCAGCACGGGUUUUUAUACGAUCAGUGAUCAGGUCAAUGCAUCCCAAGAUGGGAUGUUAGCUAAAAACGCCACCAAAUGUUGGGCAAAUAAAUGUUGACAUGUUCCUUGAUGACAUUGUGACAAUGAAACUGUAUUUGUGUCCAAAUAUCGGGCUAUUUUUGAAGUACAUUUAAAUUAUGCAAGUGAAUAAUAACCUAAUCAUGGUUAAUCAAAAUGCAGACGUGUGAUUAAUCUAAUAAUUAAAAAAAAAAAAAGCUAUAACUUGACAGCACUAAUGUGUUCAUUUGUCAUUGUCUUCCACGGAUAAAUUCAUCCAUUUGCUACCGCUUAUUCCCUUUGGGGUCGCGGGGGGCGCUGGUGCCUAUCUCAGCUACAAUCGGGGGAAGGUGGGGUACACCUUGGACAAGUCGCCACCUCAUUGCAGCGGAUAAAUUCAAAAUGCCGCAAAUUCCUUUUGCUGUUAUAAUGGGACAGGUGUCAAUGUAGCUUGUCGUUGUAACUCUGUCCAGUAGAAGGCAUCAUAACUGCUAGGGAAUGUUUUCAGACCCCUAUAGAUUCAGUUUUUCAGGAAAGCCGCUAGCAACAAGUCCAGCGGAUCUUUUCUGUCGUUAUUAGACAAUUUUGGAGACUAAAAUGAAAGCGUGUGCAGUAUUCUCGUGUCAACGUGGAGCAUGUAAGUGGCUUCCUUGUUGGGACAUUAGAAAAGACAAAAAGAAAGAUUGUUUGUAUACAUAUUGUUUUGCUUUCCGUGCAUCGUGGCCAAUUACGCAAAUUAGAACAAAUUCAAUGGCAAAAUGACAUUAAAGUCCUGUCAGAAACAGCGGUUAUUGUGAGUUUUUACAUAGAAACAGUGGAAAAUAACAGGGACUGUUUGAUAUUCUGUAGCCAUACAAGAGCUUUUAGAGUUCCUAUUUCUCCAAUGUUUGUGUUUACCACCACAAUAAUCCUUUUACCGGCUCCGAAGGUCACUGAUAAUGGUGCUUAAUCCCACUUUGUGAGCCCCUGCAGUGAAAUGAUGGGCUAUAACAGGGAAGGAAGCCUUAGGAAAAUACUCCAGCUUCACCAAGAGUAGCCAUGAAAGCCUGGGUCCUGUGGCUGCUGCUUGUGGAAGCAUGGAUACCACACAGCCACAGUCAGCACUGGUCUUAUGGACUGAGCCCAGGAGGAAAGCGAGGACUGGACGACUGUUUGGACCAGCAGAUCAAUGUGCCUAAUGGCUUCCUGCAGCUGGACAAGCCUGGCAGGGUUUUGGCCUCUGGAGCGUUCUCAGCUUUAGCCAGAAUUUGCCGGCUGAAAGAACUUCAUGGAGAUGUGGCUGACAGGAAAACUGAACGCAGGGCUUUUAAGAUCAUUUGAUUUAAUUUCACAUUAAACAGUCUUACUGG